Molecule: messenger RNA, 1263 nt
Organism: Fusarium coffeatum
Lineage: Eukaryota; Fungi; Ascomycota; Sordariomycetes; Hypocreales; Nectriaceae
Exons: 2
Coding region: 1-1263 (420 amino acids)
Molecular function (GO): protein binding
Source: RefSeq, a predicted model, not a curated record
AUGUCAUCGAAUCUGCCAGCCCUGGCUCCCAAGCAACCGGGCUGCCCACAACUUAUGUAUAACAAGACCCUUAGCAAGGAGCACUCUCAAGAGGAGUGGGAGGCUGUGCGCCAGGUUAUCGCGGUUGUAUACAUCGAAAAAAACCGAACUCUCGAAGAAACAAUGGCUAUCCUGCAUAACGUGUUUCGGUUCGCAACAUCAGGACCCUACGCCAAGCUUGAGCAAGUUCUCUACAGUGUCUCCAAUUGGAGUAGGUCGAAGCUAGAGUUCUCAACCAGCAUCCCUGAUCCCAUGUUCGUCUACCUGGCAAAUCUAGAUUCACCCCCUUCUCAGGACAGUCGCACAAUGUAUCGGAUUUUCGAACUUUCUUUCGACCUCUGGUAUCACGGCAAAGGAGAUCUUGCGGGAAGGGCCAUACGACGAGGGUUCUAUCUGCUUGAAUUUGUUCUUCAUGAGGAACACCCCGACAUGUUAUGGCACAUACUAGACACGAUCUAUGACAUGGCUUGGAAGGGGUAUCUUGAUCUCAUGGGCAUGUUCCUCAAACAUGCUACUGCUUUUGCAAAACAAAAGCUUGCCGAUUUACAUCCUCUCCGCCUCAUCCUCCAAGAAUUGACGACUCGCGAUAGCUGUAACGAACGGGGUUUCUUUUGCGAUCUACUACGCCAAGCCUGGCUCCGAAACGUUGACCUUCUAGGCAAACACAUCGAAACUUCAGAGGCGCAUCAACUUUGGCCUUACGAGCAGCUAAUAUGGGAUGGAAGUAUACCACUACGCACGGGAAGCGAUUUGAUAAAACAAGAGAAAGCCAUCUAUCAAGCCCUAGAAAGAAUGGAUCCAGCGCAGUCGCGAACCUCAAACACCAUCGACACGGAUAGGCUACGAGUCAAAGCUUUGCGAUUAGAGUUUACACAAACGUAUGUCGGCGAUCGAGGCAAAGCUGAAGAGCUCGCGAACGACUUACUGGAAAUCGAAUCCGUCACAGGACCCAGGUUAACCGACCGAUUUCACGCACACGCAUACAAGAUGCUAGCUCGACUGCAAGAGGAGAAGAAAGAUUGGGACAUGGCCGAGCAAAAUCUGCAAUGUGCCAUCUCUAAGAGAGAGUCAGCGCAUGCUAGCGAGAGUAACCUGCGCGUGAUUGCCGACAUGUGGGUGCUGGCGGCCCAUUACCAAAGGGCUGGACGAGAACCUGAAGCCAAGAACAUCGUGGAUCGCGCGCUGGAGAGAGCCAGUGAAUGUGUGACACAGAUGAUCACAUAA